CCAACAUUUUGUUGUGAUUUUAGCAAAAAAAAACAUUUUGUUGUGAUUUGAGAUCAAAGAUCAUGUCAUUAAGUCCAAGAGACCCUCUUGUCGUAGGAAGAGUUGUAGGGGAUGUUGUUGAUCCCUUCAUGAGACUGAUUUCUCUUGAUGUUACUUAUGGCCAAAGACAGAUAACUAAUGGAAUGGAUCUAAGGUCUUCUCAAGUUCUGAACAAACCAACGGUUGAGAUUGGAGGAGAUGACCUCAGAAAUUUCUACACUUUGGUUAUGGUGGAUCCAGAUGUUCCAAGCAACCCGUACCUCCGAGAAUACCUCCAUUGGUUGGUGACAGAUAUACCUGCCACAACUGGAACAGCUUUUGGUGAGUUUUUUUUUUGUCAAACGGCAAUGAGUUGGUGUACUACGAGAAUCCAUGUCCCACUUCAAGAAUUCACCGAGUCGCAUUGAUAUUGUUCCGACAAAUCGGAAGACAAACUGUUUAUGCACCUCAGUGGCGCCAAAGGUUCAACACUCGUGAGUUCUCUGAGAUCUAAAAUCUUGGUCUCCCCGUGGCUGCUGUUUACUUCAACUGUCAGUGAGAGAAUGGCUGCGGAGGAAGAAGGACCUCGUAGAUAUAUAUGCUUCCAUCUCAAGUAACCUAAUUAGAUGUUUAUCUAGAGGUUCUUGUAAUAAAUAUAUUAAGAAUCUGAUGAUAUAAACAAAAGGAAGCAUCAUGCA
Molecule: messenger RNA, 716 nt
Organism: Brassica oleracea var. oleracea
Lineage: Eukaryota; Viridiplantae; Streptophyta; Magnoliopsida; Brassicales; Brassicaceae
Product: protein TWIN SISTER of FT-like
Exons: 4
Coding region: 63-446 (127 amino acids)
Source: RefSeq, a predicted model, not a curated record